CAUUCGCUUCUGUGUUUUACACUCGUCCUCUGAAACCUCUGAUCUCUCCUCGCCGGAGAGGUUUCAUUCUUUAGAGCUCGUGGUUGGUAGCACGUCGACGGCGGUGAGGUGGUCGCAAUGGCCGGCGGCGUGGUGGUGAAUAACGGAGGGGGGAAGGACUACCCCGGCAAGCUGACGAUGUUCGUGCUGUUCGCGUGCAUCGUCGCCGCCACCGGCGGCCUCAUCUUCGGAUAUGACAUCGGCAUCUCCGGGGGUGUGACGUCGAUGAACCCGUUCCUGAUGAAGUUCUUCCCGUCGGUGUACCGGAAGGAGCAGGAGGCGGAGAAGAACCAGAGCAACCAGUACUGCAAGUUCGACAGCCCGCUGCUGACCAUGUUCACCUCGUCGCUCUACCUCGCCGCGCUCGUCGCGUCCUUCUUCGCGUCCACCGUGACGCGCGUCGCCGGCCGCAAGUGGUCCAUGUUCGGCGGCGGGGUCACCUUCCUCGUCGGCGCCGCGCUCAACGGCGUCGCCAAGAAUGUGCUCAUGCUCAUCCUCGGCCGCGUCCUCCUCGGCGUCGGCGUCGGCUUCGCCAACCAGUCGGUGCCGCUGUACCUGUCGGAGAUGGCGCCGGCGAGGCUGCGCGGGAUGCUCAACAUCGGGUUCCAGCUGAUGAUCACGAUCGGCAUCCUGUGCGCGAACCUGAUCAACUACGGCACGGCCAAGAUCAAGGGUGGAUGGGGGUGGCGCGUGAGCCUGGCGCUCGCGGCGGUGCCGGCGGCCAUCAUCGCCGUGGGCGCGCUCUUCCUCCCCGACACGCCCAACUCGCUCAUCGACCGCGGCCACACCGACGCCGCCAAGCGCAUGCUCCGCCGCGUGCGCGGGACCGACGACAUCGAGGAGGAGUACAACGACCUGGUGGCCGCCAGCGACGAGUCCAAGCUCGUGGCGCACCCGUGGCGUAACAUCCUCCAGCGCCGGUACAGGCCGCAGCUCACCAUGGCCAUCGCCAUCCCGCUCUUCCAGCAGCUCACCGGCAUCAACGUCAUCAUGUUCUACGCGCCGGUGCUGUUCAAGACGCUCGGCUUCGCCGACGACGCGUCCCUCAUGUCCGCCGUGAUCACCGGCCUCGUGAACGUCUUCGCCACCUUCGUGUCCAUCGUCACCGUCGACCGCCUCGGCCGCCGGAAGCUGUUCCUCCAGGGCGGCACCCAGAUGUUGGCCUGCCAGAUCGUCGUCGGCAGCCUCAUCGGCGCCAAGUUCGGGUUCUCUGGCGUCGCCGAGAUCCCCAAGGCGUACGCGGCGUUUGUGGUGCUCUUCAUCUGCGCCUACGUCGCCGGCUUCGCCUGGUCAUGGGGACCCCUCGGCUGGCUCGUCCCUAGCGAGAUCUUCCCGCUGGAGAUCAGGUCGGCUGGGCAGAGCAUCAACGUGUCGGUGAACAUGCUCUUCACCUUCAUCAUCGCGCAGGCGUUCCUGCCCAUGCUCUGCCGCUUCAAGUUCAUCCUCUUCUUCUUCUUCGGCGCCUGGGUGGUCAUCAUGACGCUGUUCGUCGCCUUCUUCCUGCCGGAGACCAAGAACGUGCCCAUCGAGGAGAUGGUGCUCGUCUGGAAGGCGCACUGGUACUGGGGCAGGUUCAUCCGCGACGAGGACGUGCACGUCGGCGCCGACGUCGAGAUGCCCGCCGCCGCCAACCGCAGCGGCAAGGUCGAUCCGGCAAAGCUCGCCAACUGAGCUCGGUGCGUCGGUCGCUGACGUCGCUCGUCAAUAAGCUACCAUGAAAAAUCUUAUAUUGUUUUUCAUUUUUCUGUAUUAUACGCCAAUUGUCUUAGCACCUAGGACGAUGACGAAACAUCUUCAACCACUAGUCUCUUCUCUUCUCGUUUUCUUUCCAUUCCAGGUGUUCCGGCUGAAUUUCUCUGUGCCGUAUACACUGAUUGGGGAUUGCUUGGAUCAAAUAUGAAUAUAAAUGUAAGUUUCAAAAACUUAUGGUCU
This is a messenger RNA of Oryza brachyantha (malo sina), 1971 nucleotides long. Its product is annotated as sugar transport protein MST6. Lineage: Eukaryota; Viridiplantae; Streptophyta; Magnoliopsida; Poales; Poaceae. Gene Ontology annotation, cellular component: membrane. Gene Ontology annotation, biological process: monosaccharide transmembrane transport. The coding region runs from base 118 to 1710 and encodes 530 amino acids. The record is from RefSeq and is a predicted model, not a curated record. Gene Ontology annotation, molecular function: monosaccharide transmembrane transporter activity. The transcript is spliced from 3 exons.